This is a messenger RNA of Paramuricea clavata, 2166 nucleotides long. The record is from the annotation of a GenBank genome assembly. NCBI's taxonomy places the organism in Eukaryota, Metazoa, Cnidaria, Anthozoa, Malacalcyonacea, Plexauridae.
AUGAUAGACGAAGGAUACUGGACCUUUAAUCAGCUUAGGAAAGAGUUGGAGGAAAACGGGUUGACACUUAGGAAAUAUCCCGAUGGAAGGAUAAGGAUCGACUUUGCUAAGGGAACAAAUUCCGCAGGACUCCGGAAUCUCACGAGUAUUCUGGGUUACCGGUCCUCCAAUGGCCCUACAUACACACCACACAUUAGCGAUCGUCCCGUGGACAUCCACGAAGGUUUGCGAUACCUUACAGUCAGUUGUAACCUUGUGAAUCGCGAGCAUAACAUCGGACCGUACGGAAAUAGGAGUACCGUCAUUACUUCCCUUCCCAUCGAUGGAACAAGACCUCUCUUUGGAACCACGACGAAAUACAACGACAUUGAAAGCCGAGUACGGGUGGAUGCUGGCAAAUACAGCGAAAUCCGGUUUGAGAUUGGAUCUAAUACCGGAAUCAUCCCCGGAGAUGUAUUGUUAGAACUUUACAUCAAAUAAAAGGAUGAGUGAGGAAAUCUUUCGGAACUACUACGGAAAGAAUUACGAGAAGGUUAAGGCGGCAGCACCCGUCGAAAUCCGGAAAAUGAAGACAAACUUCACGAAACAAUAUCCCAAUGCGACCCUAUCCAAGUUCGACUUUAAUGUUACCUUCGCCAAGGACGGAACUGUAGAGUCUAGAGACAUUUUCUACAAAGUGGAUGAUCUCACAAGCUAUGAUCUCACAUCUGACACAUUCCGCACAAAUCCGGAGUGGACCAAGUACCUGUACUGGGUAGAAGGGUGGCGUAGUGUUCGACCGGAUGCAAUCUUUCGUCCAAAUAAGGAUUUCAAGAUGGAUGUUCAUACCUUUAAGGUCUACGUUACGGAAACCGAGAAUUUCCUAACGAAACUGGAACCUAUUAAAUCAUCGUACGAUAAGCCUUCCGAAACCUUUAUCAACACUGUACCCUUCGACUACCAUUCCAAUUCCUACUUCUGUUCCCUGGCUGCAUGCUAUGUUGCUAUGUUUAAAUCCGGAAUUUCCGAGGAUCACCUGACGAACAACUUUGUCAAUUCACACUCCAACAUAGUAACCUCUAUCGUCCGCUUUCACCUUCAUUUCCACCUCUCGAGGUUUAUGCGUAAUCCAAAACUACUGGACCAGUAUCUUACAGGGGAUGAUAUACGAACCAUUAGGAAGUAUACACCUGUACGUGAAACAUGGGUUAGGAGGACCGUCUCUUCCCACGCAAACAUAGGAACAUGGUACUACGGGUUACCCGUAAGCGAACAGAGGAGGAUACGACGUCAGAAGUACCGUCUGACUAAAUAUGGAGGUUCAUUUAUCGAAUACGAAUACCUGACUGGUAGAUCACCCUUUGACGUUGAAAAUGAUUAUAAAACCCUUAUUCCCAGAACAUCCCGGGGACUUACCAAAGUUGGACAGAAAUUAUUCCAGCAGUCUAUCGAAGCAUUUGUGUAUUCCGUUCUGGGGGCACAGGCUAAAACCCGAUGGAGUAUCACGGGUCAGGGUGCAAAAAGUUUGCAGACACAAGAGGUUUUCCGUAAGGUGGUAAAAGAUACAAUUGUACAAGACGAUGUGACAGUUGCCAUCUCCGACAUGAGGACGGCUAUUGCUAACACCCAUGUCGUCCUAAAUUUUGCGAGCAUGCCGGGUUUAAUCCUAAUCCCCUCCGACCUGAGAAUCUUAGUGAAACCUAUUCCAGGAUUCAGCAAUGUUCUGACGGUAGCUAAAAACGGGAUGACGUUUGGGAAGAAUGAGAAGGUGAAUUAUACGAGUAAUCGUGUUCCUACCCCUACGAAUAAUAUAGAUGAAAGCCAUGACAUUACACUAGUUUCCGGCGUAGACGAAAGCCAUGACAUUACACCAACCCCAACCGUGGGGGACUUUAAACCCCCAGAACUAAGGCAGAAGUCUGAUACCCAAAAUAUGGCUCUUGGGAUGGCGGCAGUAGCAUCCUUUGGACUUGCAUACCUAGUAUUUCGACGUUAAAUAAAAUGAGCAUCCUACUCGGGUACGAUUACUUUGAUACAACAGCAGAGGACCUAGAUAUCUUAAAACGGAAAUUAGCAGUAGUCGAAAAGGGACAGCAGGGAAACACGGCAGAGAUUGUCAAACAUACAAAUGACGUUGUAAGACUGAAUAGCCUCGGAGAAAUUACCCUACCUCCCCGGAUUUUAUAA